GCAUCAUUCAGAUUUUCCAAUUGACGGCCGCUUUCCUAUGCCGUCAUUUUCAGGCAAUCCAAUUGGACCGAGCAGUCCCUUUAGUUGUCUAUCUGACACCAUUUCUGCAGGUAUACAGGGAGCCAGGCAUGUUCAAAUCGGAGUCCCUUUAACAGAUCUCCACCUUAGCAACAAACUGCAGUUGGGACUGUUACCAUCCAGUGUCCUGCAUCUUGAUCCCCAUGGUAAAACUUCUGAUAAUAUUGUUGGAAGCCACAUGGAUAGUAAUGAAAAUAUAUCUUGCUUGUUAAGCAUGGGGAAUUCUAGUAAGAAGUCGGAGAAAACUGACCAUGUAGUAACACCUCGGUUUGUACUCUUUGGUCAGCCGAUACUCACUGAGCAGCAGAUGUCUCUUGAUUGCUCCAGUGAUGCAGUUUAUAAAGUGUCAUCCGCAAGGAGUUCCUCAGGUGGGACACCAUUCAAGGCUGAAAACUUUGUUUUUGACCAACAACGUACUCCUAAGAGUUUGUCUCUGUGGAAGCCAGGCUGUCAUGCAGCUAAACUUGGACUGGAUACUGGUCACUGCAAAGUAUUCUUGGAAUCAGAGGAUGUGGGCCAGACCCUUGAUCUGUCAGUUCUUGGAUCAUAUGAAGAGCUAUAUAAAAAGUUAGAACACAUGUUUGGGAUUGAAAAAUCUGAAAUGGUGAGUCGUGUGUUCUAUAGAGAUGCAGCAGGUUGUGUUAAACAAGCUGGAGAUGAGUCGUUCGGUGAGUUCAUGAAGACAGUAAAACGAUUGACGAUUCUCGGGAGACCCAGUAGUCAAAGUGCUGAAAGGAAAUUGAUUAUUGGUGUGCCGACUGCUGAAUGUGGACUAGAUUCUUCUAACCGAGCAGGACCCAUGAGCGUAUUUGUUUAGUAGCAUUCGAGUCGAAGUAGGAAAUUAUGUAUGAAUGUCUUGAUAAAAUUGUGGUUGUUUACUCUAUCAGGUAGGAAUUUGGAAGAAACUUGACCAAAGUAUGUUCAAUGGAUUGAUGAUAUGGCUUCAAUUUUGUGAAGUUUCCACCAUCAUGUCUAGCUAAGGGUAUAGCUUAGUUUGUGUGUAUUUUUCAUGAGAUUGUUGAUGCUAGUCUUAUAUUUUAUUUUUUAUUCUUUUGAUUAUGUGCAUUA
Molecule: messenger RNA, 1146 nt
Organism: Olea europaea var. sylvestris
Lineage: Eukaryota; Viridiplantae; Streptophyta; Magnoliopsida; Lamiales; Oleaceae
Product: auxin response factor 22-like
Exons: 3
Coding region: 38-895 (285 amino acids)
Biological process (GO): response to hormone; regulation of DNA-templated transcription
Molecular function (GO): DNA binding; protein binding
Source: RefSeq, a predicted model, not a curated record